CGCCUGCAGAAUCUAAACACUGUAACACUUUGACCAUUCCAGUUAGCCGAUUCAACGGAGCCAAAUAUGCCCGCCGUCAUGAGCAGAAUCCGGCCGAUCAAGCCAGAAGAAUCCAGACCGCAGUCACCCUCCAAAGCCCGCAAGUCGACCAGAACGCCAAAAUGUUCCCGCUGCAGAAACCACGGCUUCUUCUCUGCCCUGAAGGGCCACAAGCGCUUCUGCAACUGGAGAGACUGCCAGUGUGCCAAAUGCAACCUGAUUGCCCAAAGACAGCGCGUCAUGGCGGCGCAGGUUGCUCUGAGGAGGCAGCAGGCCCAGGAGGAGGAGCUGGGCAUCAGUGCCCCGGUCAAUCUGUCCGGUCCUGAUGUGAUGGUGAAAAACGAAGCUGCUGCUGACUGCCUCUUCUCUGUGGAGGGCCGAUCCAGUCCAUCGACCAACUUUAGCCACUCGUCCCUCGCUGUGUCAGGAAGUCGCUCUUCAUCGUCCUCCAGUCCCUCCUCUUCCUCUGUUAGGCCUCACUCUGAGGGAACUUCUGACCUGUUGCUGGAAACCUCCUAUUACAACUUCUACCAGCAGUCACGCUACCCCCCCUACUACACCAAUCUGUACAACUACCCACAGUACCAGCAGAUGCCCCAUGGGGACAGCCGCCUCCCAAGCCACGGCGUGUCCUCCCAGUACCGGAUGCACUCCUAUUACCCCGGGGCCACCUACCUGACCCAGGGCCUGGGCUCCACCACCUGUGUGCCGCCCUUUGUCAGCCUGGAGGAGAACAACAGCUGCUCUGAGACCAUGGCAGGCUCGUUUUCACCCACCAGCUACGACUCGACCAUGACCUGCCGCUCCAUGAGCGCUCUGGUUCUAAACGACGACAAGGCCGAGUGCGAGGCCGGCGGCCAGGCGGCCAGCUUCACCGUCGACACCAUCACCGGCGACACCAGCAACUAGAAGAAGAAGAAGAAUGUCACGAUAAGUUCUCGCCUGAACUGAAAACUGUUCAGCUGUUAAAGCAGAUUUUUGUUCCUGAUUUCUGUUCUGCUCUGAGUCUCUCUGUUCGUAACUGAAGGGAGUUAAUCAUCCAAAAACUGACUGUUUUUUAUGAUUCCUAAUUAGAAAAAAAUCAAGACUGAAUUAGAUUACACAAAAUAAAAUACUGUACUCUCAAAAGUUUACACACCUGCUACACCUUGACUUAUUAUUUCAAAACAUUUUACAACUUAAGUUGGAAUAUAUGUGUGUAAUUCAGUUAAAGAUAAUUUAUUAUCAGAAAAAUGUGUACAACACUGCAAAAACACAAAAUCUUAAGUAUUUUUGGCCCGUAUGU
Molecule: messenger RNA, 1324 nt
Organism: Poecilia latipinna (sailfin molly)
Lineage: Eukaryota; Metazoa; Chordata; Actinopteri; Cyprinodontiformes; Poeciliidae
Gene: dmrt1
Product: doublesex and mab-3 related transcription factor 1
Exons: 5
Coding region: 67-948 (293 amino acids)
Biological process (GO): sex differentiation; regulation of transcription by RNA polymerase II
Cellular component (GO): nucleus
Molecular function (GO): RNA polymerase II cis-regulatory region sequence-specific DNA binding; DNA-binding transcription factor activity, RNA polymerase II-specific
Source: RefSeq, a predicted model, not a curated record